AUGAAGCUCUUCCACAGCGCCACCAUCAUUACCGUCAACCCUGACCGGGAGAUCAUCCGCAAUGGAUACAUUCUUGUCAAUCGCUCACGCAUCGAAGCUAUAGGGAAAUGUCCAGUUCCUGCAGAUUUCACAAUCGAUCGAUCGAUCGACUGCACAGGAAAGAUCAUCAUUCCCGGAUUGAUCAAUACACAUGCGCAUCUCGUACAGUCGCUCCUUCGAGGCCUGGCCGAAGAUCUGCCGCUGCACGAAUGGCUUUGCGAUGCCAUCUGGCCCCUUGAAUCCGUCUAUGAGGAGCUCGAUGGUUACCAUGCUGCCCGGUUGACUAUGGCGGAGAUGCUGAAAACAGGCACCACAUGCUUCCUCGAUCCGAUGUUGACGUAUCAAGCGGGAUUUGAAAAUGGGCUUCAGAGAUACUCCGACGGAAAUAGGCUAAUUAAGCAGGGCAAAUUGGUCAAAUUCCCCGAAACAAACCGGCAAUUGUCCAUCAGCGACCCUCGAGAUCGAGAUCUGAUCUCCAUGUCUAUUCCCGCCCUGAUCGACCGACAUCGAGAGUUCCACGGGCAACAUGAUCAACGUCUGCAUGUCUGGGCCGCCGCAGGGACUCCACGCGGUGCUCCCAUGUCAUUGUUCCAAGAGCUGGGCGAUGCUUGUGUGACAAAUGGCAUCUCGCUCACAAUGCAUUGCGCAGAGGCGCCUCGAGACCUUGAAAUUUACCGCGGAACCUACCACUGCACCAGAGAUCCUGAGAAGCGGUCGCAUAACCUCGUCCUGGCUCAUAUGGUCAACCUCGACUGCGAUAUCGAUCUACUUCUCCUGGCCUCGACCAGAACCUCUGUGGCUCAUAAUCCCUCCUCGAACCUGAAGCUCGCGUCUGGAAUCGCUCCUGUUCCUGCCAUGCUCUCCGAACCAUACAACAUCAACGUUUCUCUCGGCACCGACGGUGCUCCAUGCUCGAAUCACUAUGACAUGAUCCAAGAAAUGCACCUUGCAGCUACUUUGCACAAAGGAGUCCAUCACGAUGCGAGACUGAUUCCUGCCGAGACGGCGUUGGAGAUGGCUACCAUCAAUGGUGCCCGGGCCUUGGGCCUGGAGGAUGAGAUUGGCAGUCUGGAAGUAGGGAAGAAGGCCGACUUUGUGGUACUAGAUCCAUACGGAAGAGGGGGACUUGGUGCUGCGCCGUGGCAUUGGGAGGAUGGGGACGGUGUAACAGCAGUAACCACGGUUGUGCAUGGUUGUACUGGACGAGAUGUGAAUAUGACAGUGGUGGAUGGCGAAAUUCUGGUGGAGGACGGGGUGUUGGUACAUGGCGGGCUGGAGAGGGAGAGAGAAAUCGUAACCAAAGCACAGAAGGCAAUCAAGGGGAUAAGAGGAAGGUGUAAUGCGGACAGAGAAGAAGAGCUUAGUAUCAAGGGGCAGCUGAGAAAGGGAUGGAGGUAUAGUACCUGA
Aspergillus thermomutatus is the source of this 1446-nucleotide messenger RNA. Its product is annotated as amidohydrolase. The transcript is spliced from 3 exons. The record is from RefSeq and is a predicted model, not a curated record. Lineage: Eukaryota; Fungi; Ascomycota; Eurotiomycetes; Eurotiales; Aspergillaceae. Gene Ontology annotation, molecular function: hydrolase activity, acting on carbon-nitrogen (but not peptide) bonds. The coding region runs from base 1 to 1446 and encodes 481 amino acids.